This is a messenger RNA of Suillus subalutaceus, 686 nucleotides long. RefSeq lists its product as uncharacterized. NCBI's taxonomy places the organism in Eukaryota, Fungi, Basidiomycota, Agaricomycetes, Boletales, Suillaceae. The record is from RefSeq and is a predicted model, not a curated record. The transcript has a single exon. Bases 243 to 554 code for a protein of 103 amino acids.
UAAUGGACAAAAGUUUGCAGCGUCGGCGAGACGGAAACGAAUAUUAUUGAUACAGCGAGAUUCAACUGUAUAGUCGGACAGAAAACCGAAAGGAGGAAAAACAAUCACAACUGCAGUUAACAAGGCAUGAACGAACGAACGGACGGAGUAAGAAGCAUAUGUAUCACUAGCCAACUACAAAAUAUACAAAAACAUUCGUCGCCCUCAGAAUCUGAAGCAUCAAACGCUAGGCACCAUCUGAAAUGAUACUUCCGAUACUCAAUACAUUUUUUUUCCCCUGCAGCCCUACCCGCGCAUCAUGCUCGAACGGCGCGCGCGAUAGCUGGAUCAGCGGGUAUGACCCUCCCCCUCCACCUGGUGUGUUCGUAUUCCCAGCCACUGGCGACGACGCGUCAGAUGAGGACGACGACGAAGAAGACGCGUGUUGGCGGGCUGAAGAUGAUGGGUGUUGGCGGAGCGGUGCGAGUUGGAUGAGCCCGUGCUCGCUCGCUGAGGAUAUGGAGUUAGGGUUGUUCCACGUGGAUGCGGGGGAGGCUACGGGCCAUUCGUGGUGAGAGCCUGCAGUUGGGUGCUGGGAGGGCGGUGGUGGUGGGAGGUUGUACCCUCCAGCGGAUGUAGAGGCGUAUGUGGACUGUUGGUGCCGUGGAUAGGCUUGUUCGUUAGAGGAGCUGGCAUACGAUUGGUUU